Molecule: messenger RNA, 3178 nt
Organism: Myiozetetes cayanensis
Lineage: Eukaryota; Metazoa; Chordata; Aves; Passeriformes; Tyrannidae
Gene: CCDC71L
Product: coiled-coil domain containing 71 like
Exons: 1
Coding region: 108-944 (278 amino acids)
Source: RefSeq, a predicted model, not a curated record
UCGUGGCUCACACCCGGCGGCGCCCGGCGGCGGCCGGAGCCUGCCCUCGGCGCUGUGUCCGCGCUGCCUUCGCGGCGUCUGUCCCGCCACCCCGUCCCGCUGCCUCCAUGACCCGCAGUAGGAAGCAGGCGGCGCUGGAGAGAGAAGCCGGGAAGAUGAACCCCGAGGCGGGGAGCGCCGCGGCGGCGGCUGCGGGAGCCCGGUCGGCAGCGGUAGCUGGCGGCGAAGCGGCGGCGGCCGCCGCCUGGGGACUGGAGGGGGAGGCGGAGAAAGUUGUGUACUCGCGCUCGCAGGUCUCCUUCGCCGGCACCAAGGCGCUGGGCGACGCCCUCAAGCUCUUCAUGCCCAAGUCCACGGAGUUCAUGAGCUCCGACUCGGAGCUGUGGAACUUCCUCUGCAGCCUCAAGCACGAGUUCUCCCCGGUCAUCCUCCGCAGCAAGGACGUCUACGGAUACUCCUCCUGCCGCGCCGUCGUCCCCGACCCGCCGCCGCCCUCGGAGCGGCCCCGCCGCCGCGCCGGCAAGCGGCGCCUCCCGGCCGCCGACGCCAAGCGCCGGGCCGGGGCUGCGGGCGGCAGCGCCAAGCGGCGGCGGCGGCGGCGGCGCCGCAGGAGGGAGCGGGGCAGGCAGCGCCCCGCGGCCGGCGGCCCCCGCGCACCGGGGCAGGAGGAGGAGGCGGAGGCGCCGGAGCCGCCGGGCGAGCAGGAGGACAGCGAGCGGGGCAGCCCGGCGGCGGCCGCCUGGGAGCCGUUCGGCGGCAAGUCGCUGGAGGAGAUCUGGAAGGCGGCCACCCCCCGCCUCACCACGUUCCCCACCAUCCGUGUGCGGGGCAGCGUGUGGAACCGGCGGAGCCUGGCGGCGGCGCGGCGGCGGGCGCAGCGGAUCCUCGGCGUGGACCUGUCCCCCGUGGUGCGGGUGCGCCGCUUCCCCGUGGCGCCGUCCUGAGCCCGCGGGGGCCCCGCUCCCCGCGCCUCACCUGGGCUGCGGUGCGGACAAAGAGACCGGUAUCAGUCACCUGUUUACAUUGCUUUUGUCUGGAUCGUGUUCUGCUGCAGCACUUUAUGGCCCGCUCGGGCGGCGCCGGGCCCCCCGCCGUAUGGGGGGCGGCCUGCCGGGCCCCGGCCUCGCCCCGGGCUGGGACCGCCUGGCAGGUAUCACGCAUGGGGACCAAGUUCCACUUCCACUUUUUUUCUCUCCCAUUGGGCUACCUCACUGGUCCAGAAGUCCACCCAAGAAGUUAUUUUCCAAAGGAACUUACUUUCAUGCUUGUAUAAUAAAGCACCAUCUAAAUUCUUGCUAUUUUUUCCUUCCCCUCUCCUUUCCCCAUUUCUGAUGGAUUAUGUAUGCUUUGUGGUGUUGCACUAGUAUGUGCUCAGGGUGUUUUGAAUCCCAAGCGUUCCCAAGUUUCAGUUUAUUCUGAUAAAGGAUGCAUAAAGAAUGGAGGUUCAGGACUUGUGGCUGUUCUUGAUGGUGCAAAAACUUUUUUUUAAUUAUAAUUUCAUGGGCUUAGUGAUAUAUAAAGAUGUAUUGCGCAGUAUAAUUGUUACACUUUUGUAUCUAAAGUCAUUUUUAAAGUUUUCUAGUUGAACUAAGUAUUUGUUUCUAUGGAGCACCUAAAGAUAGAAUCAUCCUGAUAUUUUAUAACCCUGUUUACUUUAGGGAAGCUCAUUUGGUCAACCUAAGUGAACUUAAUAAAAGUUAAAGAACAAGUGGCGUUUCAGUUCAAUGAAACUGCACAGGGAUGGGUUCCUGGUGAAGUAAACCACAACCGAGGCGCUUUAUGUCAAUGGGCUCUGGCUUUGUGAAGAAUGUAAGUGCUCAUCAAAGCAAUGUAUAGGUGUCUGGAGGUGAACUAUGAUCCAGUGUUGGUGCUGACAGCCAGAAGUCAGGAGCUUGCGUGACGCAAAUAUCACACUGAAGUGCCUGGCUCUGCAAAAAGAGCAAAACUUGAUACCUGAUCACUUCAUGACAAACUUGCACUUGUUGACCUGCAGUUGGAAGAUGGUUAAUGAUGGAUAAUCAUAUUUAAUAUAAUUACUUGCACAUAAUUAUUUCUAUAAACCUUUCAUGGGUUUCACAGUAGACUGAUGAAAAUUCAUGAUGUAGCUUGAUUAUUUUGACUUAAAAAUAACAUGUAGUCAUUCUAUGCCCUAGGCAGUCACUUUUAAACUGAUUUAUUAAAGGCUUUUUUUAGGUAGGUCUUACGCCUUGCAGUUGGUGUGUGAGGUGCAAGAGUGUGUGUGAGGGAGAAUGUGAUUAUUUUCUUUUUACAUUAACUUUCUGAUGCUAUGAGAGGAGUAAAAAAUGCUGGGUAAUACACAGUUUAUGUCCCUAGUGUCCUGGCAGACAGGACUAACGAGUUUUUGUGGUGGAAUGGACAACUUCACAACUUACUUAUAGAAUCAUUCAGUGACUUAACAUUUCUGAUGUCUGUCGACUCCUUGUUGUCUGCUGUCAACAGAGGCAAUAAGAUGGCUUGAUGUAUAGAGGCUGCUUGUAAAAACGUGCUAGUGCUAACCUAGAGCAUCCAGCUUCUAAAAAUCUGUGUAUAUUUUGCAGUUCUUUCUUACAUAAUGAAGCUGCAAACUUCUUCCAAACUAGGGCUUGAUCUAUUCUAUAUCCAUCUGGCUUUUGAAAUUGUUUACAUAACGUUAGACCGUCUGCCGAUCGCUGCAGUAGUGCCACGUUGCAUUUUAGAAGUGAAUUAAAUGAAAGUUCAAGGGCACAUAUUGUUGUGCUGUUUCUCUGCUGUAAUACCUGCUUAAAUGUAGAGGCAAAAUUUGGUUGAUUUAAAACCCAAUAAGGCAAGUUGCAGUGUGACCAAAUGCUGAGGCUCCAGGUAUCUCAGUUUUGAAAUUCCUCUUCAAACUCAAGAGUAUUGCUCCUAGUUCUUGAUGCAUCUAGGUGAUUUCAGUGCUCCUACUGUUAGAUUGGAGGGUUUUUUAGUAUUCUUUUCAACUGUGUAGAAAGAUGAUAAAACGUAAGCAGUUGUGUUGUGCAAAUUCUUAACUCAUAAACAGGCACAGGACAGGCUAGGUCAGAUUUCAAGGGCAAGAGUUAAUGCUGCCAGAGGUAUGAUAUGGGAGACACUGUGUUAAAUUUGUGCUGCUCCAGAUUUGUUUGGAGGCAUAUCCUGAAAUGUUCUGUGUGGGAACAAAAUAUAGUGAAAUAACUUAUAA